Neodiprion virginianus is the source of this 3128-nucleotide messenger RNA. Its product is annotated as chitooligosaccharidolytic beta-N-acetylglucosaminidase. The record is from RefSeq and is a predicted model, not a curated record. The coding region runs from base 796 to 2610 and encodes 604 amino acids. NCBI's taxonomy places the organism in Eukaryota, Metazoa, Arthropoda, Insecta, Hymenoptera, Diprionidae. Gene Ontology annotation, biological process: glycosaminoglycan metabolic process; ganglioside catabolic process; carbohydrate metabolic process. Gene Ontology annotation, molecular function: beta-N-acetylhexosaminidase activity. The transcript is spliced from 8 exons. Gene Ontology annotation, cellular component: membrane.
GUGCAGUCGUGCUCGGCGAGCGAACAUCGCCGGUCGAUGAUCGCGAUCCGAAUUCCGUGAUAAUAUGCCGGACUGAAAUACGAGAUCUGUCCGUUUGAAUUUAAAGUAGAAACAGCUUUACGUAUUCCUCGCGUGCGUGCUGCUCUAGCGAUAAGUGUGCGUCUUAUCGAUUUAAUGAUGUCAAAUGUGAACGUACGUACAUCAUUUGUACGCAUCCCCAGACUCAUUUGGCGAUAAACAUACCAACGGCCGAACUGCUUUGUCUGUUCAGUGUUCACUCUCGGAAUAUAUUUCUCCUCCAGUGACGAUUUACACACUCGUAUUGUCGCAGAGGCUGGUAGAAAUUGCCUAUUUUUCUAACAAGGGUGUAAAGUGUUACGAACAAUAUUUUUCGUCCUACGUAGGUGUAAAACAGGAUCUUAUGAUCCGGUCGCGGGCGUAAAAUCGCGUUUUCGGUCUGCUACAACGAAAAGAAAAUUACGCGUAUAAGUCGAGAAGUGAAUUGUACUGUCAACCUUCACCUGCUGUGUUUAGUUGUGUAAUCGAGUGAAACGUCAACAGCAGUGGGUUGAAUUUAUUGAUACAAGUGGAUCGGUUUAGUGUGUCGGAAACAAUGUCUGUUAAUGUGGAACAUUUUUUCUUUACGAAAUGUUAACGACACGGUGUACAAGUCAAUUUUACUUCACUUGCAUAUCUUUAGUUCUCGGCCAUUAUACGCUAAAACGCUGUUUUGUUGUUCGGUUUCUUUAUAACGCAGCGUUCUUAAUUACUGUGUUGUGAGGACGUGAGGACAAAAUGAGGUGCUUAUUCUAUUGGAUGUUGGUGACAGUUUCACUGAUUGAGGUGAACGCACGGUUGCAGAAAACCUUCUAUCGGUCGUUCAAAUGCCAGAAUCAUAAAUGCUCCAGGACUCUGCGUCCGCUUGCGGAACCUCCGCGUAUUGGAAUAUCCUUGGAAGUCCUAGAGGAACAUUCAACUUUGGCCGCCUGCCGACUAGUCUGCGAUCCUUUUGCUGCCCUAUGGCCAAUUCCAACAGGCCUUACCACCCUGGGGAAUAAAUACACGGAAAUCCAUCCGUCCCAAUUCAAAUUCGUGACGUCAGCCAUCCCAGAAGAAGUGAAAAGCUUUGUCGACGAGGUGACCGGAAUUUUUACGCACAACCUUCAGAGCUUUUGCAACAGUGAAUACUUGGCUAAGAAUGGCACCUCGAUCGCAGUCACUCUCAAUGUCAAUUCUUCGGACCUCACUCUUGAUUGGCUCACCAAUGAAUCGUACUCCUUGGAUUUGCGCUUCGACGAUUCAGGCAGCAAAGGCGAGGCCAGACUCACGGCUCAAACUGUAUACGGUCUUAGACACGGGUUAGAAACAUUGCUACAGCUAACAGCGCCAGUUAUAAUGCAGGGAGGCAUCCGAGGCCUGGUUAUCAUCACCUCGGCGAACAUAAAAGAUGCCCCAGAGUUCGUGCACAGAGGACUAUCGCUGGAUACUUCCCGGAACUUUGUGACGGUUCCGGACAUCCUCAGAACUAUCGACGGUCUUUCAUCCUGUAAAAUGAACGUUUUACACUGGCACGUGACCGACUCCCAGAGCUUUCCUAUCGAGAUAAAACGCGUUCCUGCCAUGACGCAAUACGGUGCCUACAGUCAGGCAAAAAUCUACUCAACCGAGGACGUGAAGUUGAUAUUGAAGUACGGGAAGGCGAGAGGCGUCAGGGUGAUCCCGGAGCUUGACAUGCCAGCACACAGUGGAGCGGGAUGGGAAUGGGGUGAAGAAGCUGGCCUCGGUCGACUGGGAGUUUGCAUAGGCUCACAGCCUUGGCAAGAGUUCUGCAUUCAGCCACCCUGUGGCCAACUCAACCCUACAAACGCCAACCUCUACAAUGUCCUUCGAGAAAUUUAUAAGGACAUUAUAGACCUUUGGGGCCCCAGUGAGAUCUUCCACAUGGGAGGAGACGAGGUUUUCAUACCCUGCUGGAACUCGACGAAAGAAAUCACAGACGCGAUGUUGAGCCGAGGCUUAGGCCAAGAAGUCGACGAUUUUCUGCAGCUUUGGUCCGAAUUCCAAGCGUCCUUACUUAACGUCGUCAACGAGGAGAGAGGCAAGGCAGGUGGUAGAAACGUAAGCACGAUUCUUUGGUCCUCGUACCUCACCAGUCCAGAAGUGAUCGAAAAGUAUUUGGACAAGAACCGAUAUGUUAUUCAAACCUGGGUCGAAUCUUCGUCUCCGAUACCCCGCCAGCUCCUUAAUCUUGGAUACCAGAUCAUCGUCAGCACAAAGAACACUUGGUACCUUGACCACGGCUUUUGGGGUAAUACCAAAUACCACACAUGGAGGGACGUAUACAAGAAUCGUAUACCCAAAACGGACAAAGUGUUGGGUGGCGAAGUAGCAUCGUGGGGAGAAUACGUCGAUAGCGGAUCUCUGGACCCAAGACUUUGGCCACGCACAGCUGCAGUCGCGGAACGACUUUGGAGUAAUCCAAUCCGCAUGUCGACCGCCAAAGUGGAACCCCGACUUCACGGACAUAGGGACCGUCUGACGAUCCGAGGUAUUAAUUCGGAUGCCAUGGCACCCGAAUGGUGCGCGCAGCAUGAUGCAGAGUGCCAAUGAAACAUUAAUAUGCCGGAAAUAAAGUCGACAAUGAAUAUUGCGAGCCAAAGUGUGGGCGUGAAGAGAGCAACAUGGCGUCACACUGAACAAUCAGCUGAUCGUUUCAGUCCCAGUUUAAGCUGAAUUGCACGAAUAUUGGUUAACAGAAAACUCCGUGCUAGCACUUGCACUUUUCUUUCGACACAUUGGGUUGGUAAAGAGUGAUAUAUGCGUUAUAAAAUGACUUUUACUAUCAAACCCACCCCGGUUCCUAUAAAUAUAUACCCCCACCCUAUAAAUAUUUUGUAUGCUAGUAAAUCAUAUCCGUAAGUCAAAAAUGAGGAAAUAGCUGGACCAAAAAUCGAUCUACAUGAUUCGUUAAUGUAUUGGCACUGCAAGCAGGGAAAUUUGCAUUAAUUCAAUUUCAUUUUUUGACAUGUACGAGAUUAAUCGAAUACUGUGAUGUAUGUAUGAAGGUUCUGUGUUUUCAGAAUACAGCCUUUUAUGUUCAUUUUCAUAAAUAUACAAUAUACUUUACA